Messenger RNA from Fraxinus pennsylvanica, 1665 nucleotides. NCBI's taxonomy places the organism in Eukaryota, Viridiplantae, Streptophyta, Magnoliopsida, Lamiales, Oleaceae. The record is from the annotation of a GenBank genome assembly.
AUGAAGAAUUCAGUAUCCGAACAGAGCUUGUACAUAGAAAGUGACGAAGAGGACGAGGAGAAGCCAUAUGAUGCAGGUGGAGAUGAACAAGAUGGGAAUGAAUCUGAUUUCUCCAAUUACUCCAAUGAUAAUAAGAAUAGCCACCAAAGCAAGCCCAAUUCAUACAAUACCUCUUGGCCUCAAAGUUACAGGCAAUCAAUUGAUCUAUACAGUAGCGUUCCAUCUCCGAGUCUUAACUUUCUCGGGACACCAUCUUUGCCUAAAAGCUCGUACCUUUCCUCAUCCCUUACGAGGAGACACACUCCAGAGAUAUUACCUUCUCUAAGUAAACCUCUCUUAUCUGAAGUAGAGGAUGAGAAAGUGCCACAACAAAGGCGUAGUUCGCAUUCUAUAUUGCCACCUGUACUGGCAAAGAAGUCGGGGAUAAAGAAAGUGAGUCUCGAGGAGAAAGAGGCCAAGGUCUCAGAUGAACUUCCAAUUUCUCGCCAUAGCUCAUACGGCCAAGCGGUGUUAAAUGGCAUGAACAUUCUACGUGGAGUUGGAGUCCUAUCUACUCCAUACGCUGUCAAAGAAGGAGGUUGGCUCGGGAUUUCUGUAUUGCUGAUUUUCGCUGUGCUUUCUUACUACACUGGAAUUCUCUUAAGACACUGUUUGGACAGCCAACCGGGAAUUGAAACGUACCCAGACAUCGGCCAGGCUGCCUUCGGUAGAGUGGGACGUAUUGCAAUAUCAGCUUGUUGCAUUGAAUUCAUUAUUUUGGAGAGCGACAAUUUGUCAUCUUUAUUUCCAAAUGUACAUUUAAGUAUUGGAGGAUUUGAUUUAAACUCUCACCAUUUCUUUGCAUUGAUGACUGCCCUGGCCAUUCUUCCUACUGUUUGGUUGCGCGACCUGAGUGUUCUUAGCUAUAUAUCCGCUGGAGGAGUCAUUGCAUCAGUGUUGGUGGUUGCUUGCUUGUUCUGGGUUGGCUGGGUGGAUAAAAUUGGCUUUCAGACUAACGGGACAGUGCUGAACCUUUCCACUCUUCCGGUUUCUAUAGGUCUAUAUGGUUAUUGCUACUCGGGGCAUGCUGUUUUUCCCAAUAUCUAUACAUCAAUGGAAAAACCUAACCAGUAUCCUGCAGUCCUCCUAACAAGUUUUGGCAUCUGUACGGUGCUCUAUACCGGAGUUGCUAUAUUGGGAUACAUGAUGUUUGGAGAAUCAACAGAGUCACAAUUCACCCUCAACAUGCCCCAAGAUUUAGUUGCAUCUAAAAUUGCUAUUUGGACUACAGUAGUCAAUCCAUUUGCAAAAUAUCCUUUUACUGAUCCAACAUAUACAUAUGCAUUAACAAUGUCUCCAGUGGCUAUGAGUCUGGAAGAAUUGAUACCAUCAAAUGACAAAAAGUCUCAUAUAUAUUCUAUAAUUAUAAGGACUGCAUUGGUAAUGUCUACAUCACUGGUUGCUCUCAGCAUCCCCUUCUUCGGUCUGGUGAUGGCGUUCAUUGGAUCUUUACUCACAAUGCUAGUCACAUUGAUUCUUCCAUGUGCAUGUUACCUCAGCAUCUUAUGGGGUAGAAUAAACGUCUUUCAGGGCUCUGUUUGUAUCUUGAUCAUCGUAGUUGGCAUCAUAGCAUCAGGUUUCGGUACCUAUUCAGCCGUCUCUAAAAUUAUCGAGAACUUAAGUUGA